This is a messenger RNA of Dermacentor andersoni, 3187 nucleotides long. RefSeq lists its product as uncharacterized. Gene Ontology annotation, molecular function: metalloendopeptidase activity. Gene Ontology annotation, biological process: protein processing. NCBI's taxonomy places the organism in Eukaryota, Metazoa, Arthropoda, Arachnida, Ixodida, Ixodidae. The record is from RefSeq and is a predicted model, not a curated record. Gene Ontology annotation, cellular component: plasma membrane.
AUGACGACGAUCCUCGAGAAACUGGGACUGCCGUGGCCCACGACGACGCCGUCCACCGAGCUGGAGAUGCUGGACAUUCUGGUGGGCGCCUCGCUCGACUACAGCUUGCCCCUGCUGUGGGCCUUUGCUGUGGGCCGCCACCCGCGCAAGAACCGGCAGAACGCCGUCUACGUCCUACUGGACGGCACGACCAGCAUUUGGUUCCGCCACGUACGCGGCAUGGCCAAGCGCAAGAAGAUAUUCAACUUCCUGCGACGGUGUGCCGAGAACAUUGGAGGCAAGGGCCAGUCGUACGACAGCAUGAUACGCAUCCUGCUUCGCACGCAUACGGAAAUAGAGCGGGCCCUGAAGUACCACUUCGAGAUCAACCAGCCGGAGUUUAUGAACUUCAGCGACGUCAUGCUGCGAGUGGCCGUAAACCGCCACCUACCGGACGAAUCGCAGCAGUGGCCCGACGACGAAAUAGUGUGCAUGCAGCGUGCCGCAUUCAUCGGCUUCCGGCAGCGGCACCUGGCCGACGCAAGCAAGGCAGCCGCCUUCAAGUUGUACGCCGGAGCCUACCUGGUCUGGUACCUGGCCCCCUACACGUCGCCCUAUCUCACACAUUCGCUCAUGGCAGACCUGGGUGAGCGUGAGCAAGAAUGGGACUUCGUUCGCCGGCGCUGCUCGAGCCUCGUGCAGAACGCGCUAACGCUAGCCUUCUGGAAAGCCAGGCAGGACAAGGUCCAUCGGUUGGAGAAGACGGUCGCGUUCGAGACGUACAUGUCUCUGCGCAAUGCCUUGAAGUCCCUUGUGUACCAAUACGACGAUGCCGUGGCCGAGCACAUGUCCGACUUCAUCGAGACCCUCUCGUUGAACGUCUACAACAUGUCGCUCGGAUGGGACGUGCUGGAGAGGAUUUACCGGCCCAUGCCGGCCGUGAAUGGAAUGUUCAUGGAUAUGUACAGUACACUGGAGGCGUACAAAUCGAACCUACUGCGGCGAUACAUUCGGAGGCCCAAUAGCAGCUACGUGUACGUGCCGCAGUUGUUCGAGGUGCGCCCCUACCGACUGCUCGCGGCUCGAGAGAUAUACGUGCCAAUCACGAACCAGCUGUGGCCGCUCUUCGACGUGAGGUACCCGCUGCCGGUGCUCAUGGCUAGCUUUGGAUGGCAGGCUGCGCGCGGUCUCAUCGAGAUGAUUUACUACACCUACUUCGUGGACGGCAACUUGACAAAGAUUACAGGCGAGCAGAACACGUUCCCCGCGCCGCUGAGGCGGGCCAUCACGCAGUUCCAGGAAGACCUACGCGGGGCGAUUCGGCGAAGCGAGAACGCAACGCUGCCGGAUGCCGAACUCGACAGCGCGACCACUGAGGCCAUAGCCCUCCUGCUCGCGUACUGGGCAUCCAAGACUCCGCUAAGGAAUCGCACCUACAGGAACCCAGAAGGCGAGCGAAACAGAGCCGGAACGACCGUAUGGGAGAGCGACGACCAACACGUGUACUUCGAGGACUUCCCGGCAGAGCGGCUGUUCUUCCUGGUCAGCUGCUUCCGCCAGUGCAACUUGAAGCCCGGAAUGCGCCAGCGGUUGCACUGCAACCAGCUCCUGCCGAGGCUGCCGGGCUUCGACGUUGCUUUUGGCUGCAAGGCGGGCGACCGCAUGUUCGUCGGAAACAACCAAUUGUGGAAGCAGCGCGCAGCGACUGAGAUUUGCCGUAACAACGGCAGCUCCUGCGACGCGUGAUCCUUGAAUAUUCUGACACGCGUGCGCCUUCAUUUUUCUUAGUCAUAGCUACGCUAAUAUUUUACUUUUGCUUACUAUCAGUGAAAUUUUGGAUAUUCUCUUAUUGCAUGACAUCUGUUCUACGAGCCUGCGCGUUUCUCCAAUGUCCGAUUACGGGACGCGCCAUUGACUACAAUGAAUGGACAUGAAUUUUACCCAGUGAUGAUCAUGCGCCAGACAUACGACAUGCGCCAAAAACUGCUGCGCAAGGACUGCUGCCUGAUCCCGCUUCGGUCCAGCGCUCGCCGGCGGUGGCAUUUGCAGAGUACUUAUUGAACGUUUCACGUUAGAUGUGAUCAUUCUUGCUCUUUUUUUUUUACACAAAAUGAAUUGCGCCGAUGCGUGAGCUCCUAAGUAUACAAAGCUUGAAAAAGACGCAUUGCUCAUGUAUUAUCCAGUUAGCCUUGUGUGGAAUAGUUUCAGAUAUGAAGCACAUGACGCUGUGCAUGCCCGUGCCAUAAAACGAUUAUACGCGAAUGUACUCUACCUACUUCUAUAAAGGAGGGGUUAUGUCAAUGGAAGUAACAGAUAUUUAACGAGCACUUAAUGUUCCGUUGCUCCUCGGUAUUUCACGCAUGAUUUCAUCGUUUUCGAGUCACAGGAAAGGACCAACAUUCACUAUGGUUAUGUUUAGUGAACUUUACGGAUUGUGACUCAUACCUAUGUACUCAUGUGGAGAGAAGUCGGAGAAAAUGCAAGGGCGGACUGUAUUUGUUAAGUCGCUUACACUGAUAUUGUAGGUGCGGUGAUUAGUAACUUGCUCCAGCAACAAAAUAUUCUUGCCCUUCUUUGUUCAAUGCAUGCACUGAUUCAUGUCGAUGAAAUGAGUGCAACAAAGACAUGGGCAAGUUUUGUGGCGUGCAGCCUUCUGGAAAGAAUUGCAACCGCCUUUAAUAUCUUUGGCCGAGUUCCGUUGCCUAACAACUUUGCGUCACCAAGUCAGUAUAGCUUUGUCAGAAUAGCUUCCCAGAGUAAUCAGUUUUUUCGUUUCAUGUAUCAUUUUUAUAUUCGCCGUUUUGUCAUAAUACGGGCAUUUUGGAGUCAUAUUGCUGUCUACUGUGCGGCCACGUGCGCUCACUAUGCUGCGAUGAGGCGCUAUAGCGUAAACAAAACCAAGCCCAAGAAUGGCUGUGUACUGCUAAGUACGAGCUAAUCUUUACACCUUCUCAUAAACCUACCAGGACAAAUGCCACAUGGAGAUUUCAUACGCUGUUAGGCUGCACGCGCAGCCGGAUAAUUGUUGUUUCAUUCUUAACGUGAAUCUCCGUUUUGACCAAUUGUGCGGGCACUUGGAGCGGGAUCAUUUGUUCUAAAAACAUAUGUCAGUUUGUAGUUUUGUUUGACUACCUCGUGUUUUUGUUGUUUCUUUCGAUUUAGAAAUUUCAUGAUUGUCCAAAUAAAACAUCUGAGAGCGUGCACUUGA